Molecule: messenger RNA, 3318 nt
Organism: Umbelopsis ramanniana AG
Lineage: Eukaryota; Fungi; Mucoromycota; Umbelopsidomycetes; Umbelopsidales; Umbelopsidaceae
Exons: 8
Coding region: 101-2971 (956 amino acids)
Molecular function (GO): lipid binding
Source: RefSeq, a predicted model, not a curated record
GCCAGUUCCUCAAAUUAGCGCGUUCCUAAUGCAUGUUAUAGAAAAAUCAUUUAGACAAGCGACUCCGCACAACAUACUUUCGCAUCUGCUUUGACAUGUCAUGAAACGCCCAUCGGAAUCCCGUCAGGCACCUCGCCAACCUACUGACUAUGAAUAUGCUUCUGUCUCAGACUGGGAUUCAGACUUGGAGAUGUUAGAAGACAAGAGCCGAGUUCGAAACUAUAGCGAUGAAGACUUCAGACAAACGUUACUUGCCACUAAUGCACAAAUGUCCUCCAGUUAUUAUGUCUCGGUUGCUGAUCGCUCCAUGAAGUCGCUCAAAGGCAUAGCUAAAGACGAUGGGAAUUGGAAAAAAGCUCUCAAGCACAAGAGUGGCGUCAUAGUCUAUAUUAGACCUAGUACUGAUUCUACUGAAAAGGCCCCGGUAUUCAAAGGAGAAGGCAUCAUCCAAGGCUAUACGCCGCAAACUAUCUUUCAGGUGAUCGGCAUGAGAAAGCUAUGGGACGAAACGUUCCUUGAAGGUAGCCUUCUUGAAAAUUUAAACGACACAACCUCUAUAACAUAUGAAGUCUUGAAGCAACCAUCAUCAUCAAAGGCAACUGACUUAUGUUUGGUGGAAAAGAUAGAAUGUACCAGCGAGGGCAUCAUAUAUUUUGCUUGUGCGAGUGUUGAUACUCCAAAGAAGCCUAAAAUCAAUGGUAGGACGCGAACAAAUGUGAAGCUCCUAGGGUGGAUCCUUAAACCGUUGCAAACAUCUCCACCGAGUACAAGGAUAACGUAUGUAGUUCAGGAGAGUAGCCGAGGAUGGAUGCAAGGAUUCACAAAAAAGACGAUGGCGAGAAAGCCGCUGGUCAUAGCCAGCAUUGACAAAUACCUGCAAGAGAAAGCGGAAAGAUUAUACCCUCAAACCCAAAUAUCUAGAUCCGUAAGCGCAAGGUCUUCACCAUCGAAUCAUCGGAGACGGCCAUCUCUAUUGGAUGAGCGUGCGGCUUCUCAGCCAUUGCCCAUACGAACAACCUCUCUAGGACUACCAUCGAUAUCUUCUCCAGCCUUGAACACUCCUAGAUAUACACCAUCUUCUAUCUACAGCAAUAAUAAUUCAUCCGACAGCAUCAACACCAUGACCAGCACUAACACUCCUUCCAAUGUAUCUACGCCACAUACAUCGGUAUCCAGUUCGCCUUCAGUGAACAGGCGCAGAAUACGUUUCGCAGAUGAACAUGAGGGCUAUUCAAACGAGGUUGAACAACCAGGUCACAAGUCUAUCAAAGAAAACUUACCAUCCAUACUGGUAACAGGUCCUGCUGCACCAGCCUUAGCCAAACCCAAGGUCAAACCAACACACAUUCAAGUUCAUAGCCAGGUCCAGAAUCAGAGCCCGAGUCAGAAUCUAUACCCCUCCCACCGACACCUUGAGGCUAAACAAAAAAGUAUAUCCUUGCUCAAAUUGCUCUCAUCGACUAAUAUCAGUGAAUGGAACGCAAUAGACGACGAGCCGGAGCGUACUUAUUUGAAAUCGAUAGACGGCUUGGCUAUGCCUAUCUUUAGGCGACAGAAGCUAGUUACCUCUGGUUGGACGGUAGAGCAGCUUUGCACAGUUGUACAAAACUUUGGAGCACGUAAAAUUUGGGAUCCCAAGUUUGUUGAUGGAAAAGCUGUUGAAAGGUUCUCGCAGAAAGACUACUUACUUUACACCAAAGUGGAUCUUGAGAGCGUAAACCAGAUAAGGGAUUUUGCACUGCUCGGUCUGAUUGAUAGCGAGCCUGCUUCUGGUAUCGUUUACUAUGUCUCCACAAGCGUAGAAGACCAAGCUAUUCCGAAAAGCGACAGACAUGUACGAGGCCAUGUCUACUUGGAAGGAUGGGUUUUCGAACCAGAGUUUGAUACCUCAGGAAGGACCAGAUCAGUUAUGGUGACCUAUUUUUCACAUAUCGACUAUCGCCAGCCCAUAACGCACCGCUCCGAAGAAAGCUUACAUCGCCUACUUACUCAAGAUGCUAUCAAUAUCUCGAGCAUCGAGAAGUAUUUGUCGAAAUAUGGCUGUCCGCCUUAUAUUCGCCGUGUUGCGGGUAAGGUCAGUAAGGAGACAUUUGACGCAUCGAAAAGAAUGUAUGGAGUGGCCUUCAUUGUCAAGUAUACACCAUCCAUACCAAAGGAAGAACAUUCGGGUGCUUGGUGUACGGAUAUUCGAGUUCACUCCAACAUGUACCCGAAUGGCUUUAGAAUGCACAUUUCUUCGCAAAAAGGUGUACGUGUUGACUUACGACCAGAUUCAGCUGGUAUCCGCAUAUACACAACGUUAGCAGAGAUGGAUGGGUCGGUUCUUACGAUCAAUAUUAUGCCUCAAGAUGCUGGUUUGGAUGUUGCACCAUUUAUCACUUGCAACAACCUACCUUUACUCCCAGGGGGCAGUUACCCUAUGGCUGAUACUGAAAAGAAUCUGUCUGCCACAUCUGAAACUAGCUCAAUUUCUUCUGACUCGCAAUACCAAGACGCCGAGUCAGGCAUAGCUCCGGAUACCACCCAUAGCAGCGCUACUCCCAUUGCGGAUACCGCCGUAUUUGAAUCUAACAGUACGACGUCUGUGGAAGCUGAUACGAUGCCACUCAUCCGGCAAGAGACACCUCCUCCAGUUUAUGGCGGUAUUACGGAAAAUCGAAAAGAUGAAGAUGAAGGGAUAAAUGAAGUUGAGCAGCCAGCGUCCUCCGACUUAUCAGAACGAAUGACAAAGCCCGCCUUGGAAGAUCCUUUCCCGCAAUUUGAUAUAUAUAAACCCUUGGAUCGCGCAGAACCAGGUGAAGGAUUUGUGAGAGAGCGACGAGGUUCGUUGGCGUCCAUCUUGACGAAUUCUGAUAAAGUUCUUAUAAUCAACGAAGAACUUUAUUUCAAUAGACAGCAGCUUGCAUUUGUUGUUUUUGUCAUGGUCAUAUGCUAUUACAUGGGCAAGUUUUCCUGUACCAGUAAAUGCUGAGCGAAUCAUUCGUUGACAGAGUGUAAAAUAAAAUGUGGAAUAGUAACAGAGUAUACAAUUGGGACCGUUUUUGAGUCAUAAUGGAAUGAAGAGAGCAAUGAAGUGCACCUUGUCAAUUGAUAUUUUCAAAGAAGCAGCCGAUCAACGUAGCUCGGAAUAUCAAUGCCAAACCGCCAGUCAUCCAUUUGAGUUGUUUGUUGUGAUCAUGGUAUUGGAAACGAGAACACGAACAGGGAAAUAUCUAGUUCGAAGUCUGACAUCUAAAACAUGAGAAUCAAAUAAAGUUGCAUUAAUUUACGGUGUGUUUUAUAACUUCACCCACCUUGGCGGAUGCCACUUGCUGAUCC